CUGGAUCAGUCCAACAUCAACACGGCCUACGUGUCCGGCAUGGAGGAGGAGCUUAACAUCCGGGGCAACGAGUACUCCUUGUUUGGCACCUUCUAUAACAUCGGCUACCUGAUCUUCGAGAUUCCCUCCAUGAUGAUCAUCUCACGUCCCAAGCUGACGCGCUGGUACCUGCCGACAAUGGAGACGGCCUGGGCCGUCUUGACCUUUGCGCAAUGCCGGCUCUCGAGCGUCCCGCAGAUCUUUGGCCUCCGCUUCCUCCUGGGUGUGCUUGAGACACCGGCGGCCACGGGAUCCAUGUAUUUACUGUCGAGCUGGUACCGGACGGACGAGCUCUUUAAGCGGGCCGGCGUGUGGUACAUCUCUUCCAAUGCCGGGUCCAUGUUUGGCGCCUACCUGCAGGCGGCCGCCCACACCAACUUGGACGGCGUCGGCGGCAUGUCAGGCUGGCGCUGGCUGUUCAUCAUUGACGGUGUCAUAUCCUUACCUAUCGCCCUGGCCGGCUACUUUCUGUUUCCUGGACUCCCGACGAGUCCUCGCAUCUGGUGGCUGACAGAGCGCGAGCAAAAACUGGCGCAGGCGCGCAUGCGGGCCGACCGUGUCAGGGAGAGCACCAAGAUCGGCAAGCGUAUGCUGAAGCGGGUCUUUGGGCACUGGCACUUCUACAUCGCUGUCCUGACUUAUAUUCUAUUUCAAUGCACCACGUACGUCUCCGGGCAAAUGACGCUCUGGCUCAAAGAUGAGGACUACUCUGUCGAGCAGAUCAAUGUCUAUUCGACCGGAGUUCAAGGGACCGCAAUCGCCAUUGGCAUCAUCGCCACGAACCUCGUUAUGGUUUACCCCAUCUGGGUCAUCCUCUCCAUCAUUUCAGGCACGCUGCUAUUUUGCAACGUUUGCCUCCUUGUAUGGAAUAUCCCGCUUGGCCUGCACUUUACUGUCUACUACCUGCUUGGCUCAACAUCCGCUGUGACCCCCAUCCUCUUCCCAUGGGUGAACGUCAUUAUGAAGAAUGACAACGAGGCCAGAGCCUUCACUACGGGCGCAAUGAUGACCUUUGGCUGGAUCUUUUUCUCCUUCUACCCUAUUACCGUGUUUCCCAGGCUAGAAGCGCCGAGAUGGCGGAAGGGCUAUACCGUCAAUACGGUGUUUACCUGCUGCUACUGGGCGCUCCUUAUCGUUGGGCAGCUACUAUGGCACCGUGACCGGAAGAAGAGAAAAUACGUGACCCAAGGCAGUGAUGAAGCAGAGAAACUUCGCUUGGAGGACAAGGAAAAGAACGCUGCAAGCACACAGCAUGUCGAGAGAACGCUGGGUGCAACCAAUUAG
Molecule: messenger RNA, 1323 nt
Organism: Thermothelomyces thermophilus ATCC 42464
Lineage: Eukaryota; Fungi; Ascomycota; Sordariomycetes; Sordariales; Chaetomiaceae
Exons: 5
Biological process (GO): transmembrane transport
Cellular component (GO): membrane
Molecular function (GO): transmembrane transporter activity
Source: RefSeq, a predicted model, not a curated record